Molecule: messenger RNA, 885 nt
Organism: Nakaseomyces glabratus
Lineage: Eukaryota; Fungi; Ascomycota; Saccharomycetes; Saccharomycetales; Saccharomycetaceae
Gene: RTN1
Product: Rtn1p
Cellular component (GO): endoplasmic reticulum membrane; axon
Source: RefSeq, a predicted model, not a curated record
AUGGAUACUCAGAAGGAAAAUAAGUGUCACUGUGAUUGUGACCUACUGCUAUGGAGAAACCCAUUGGAAACCGGUAAGGUUUUCGGUACCACUUUGGUUGCUUUGUUGAUCUUGAAGAAGGUCAACCUUUUGACUUUCUUCUUGAGAGUCGGCUACACUAUUCUUUUGUCUACUGCUUUGCUAGAGUUCUCUACUAAGCUUGUUCUGGGCCAAGGUCUAGUCACCAAGUAUGGUCCAAAGGACUGUCCUAACGUUGUCGGCAUGAUCAAGCCUGUCAUCGACAACGCUUUGAAGCAGAUGCCAGUCAAGCAGGCCAAGAUGAGACAAUUGGUCUUCGCUAACUCUCCAAAGCAGACUUUCAAGGCUGCUGUUGUUCUAUACUUGUUGCACAAGUUCUUCUCCUGGUUCUCCGUCUGGACUAUCUUGUUCGUCGGUGACAUUGCUCUGUUCACUUUGCCAUUGGUCUACAAGACUUACCAAAAGGAGAUCGAUGCUGUCGUUGCCGAGGUCUUGAAGAUCACCAGACAAAAGACCCAGAAAUACUCUAAGGUCGCUUGCGAGAAGUCUAAGCCAUACUUGGAGAAGUUGGGCCCAAUCAGCAAGAUGGUCGAGUCCAAGUUGAACCAAGUCAACCCACCAACCGUCUCCUCUGCUGCUCCAAACACCACCGCUGCUAACAUCGCUGCAGACAUCCCAAUCAACGAGAACAGACAAUACGACAACACCAACACCAUGGACCAAGGUAUCUCUACCGCUGCUCAAAUGAUGCCAAACAUCCCAGAAGCUCACCCAAGCGCCACCAAGGAAUUUGACGUCGACCACUUGAAGGAUGAAUUGAAGCAAAGCACCCAGCACUUGCAAAACCAAUUCGAACAAAACCAAUAA